Messenger RNA from Drosophila bipectinata, 2338 nucleotides. RefSeq names its product escargot (gene esg). Gene Ontology annotation, molecular function: RNA polymerase II cis-regulatory region sequence-specific DNA binding; DNA-binding transcription factor activity, RNA polymerase II-specific. Lineage: Eukaryota; Metazoa; Arthropoda; Insecta; Diptera; Drosophilidae. The record is from RefSeq and is a predicted model, not a curated record. Gene Ontology annotation, biological process: regulation of DNA-templated transcription.
UGGUUAACGGAACAACAACCUCCUCCAGCAGGCUAACGAUACAAAGAAACCCUCGCGUUUUGCUUCCUAAACUUUGAAGAGUUCUGUUACGAGAACACCAACGUGCGUGCGUGCUUUUUUAGUGUUGGUGUGAACAUGUGGACACACUGAAUCGGAAAGUCGAGAACUUUUCUGAGAAAACAAAAACUGAAUAUCAAAAUUAAACUGAAACAACAAAUCACAAACUUAUACAAAAUGCAUUCCAUCGAAGAGAUGUUGGUGGAGAAAAACUACAGCAAGUGCCCGCUGAAAAAGCGACCAGUGAACUACCAAUUCGAGGCUCUGCCCAACCACAGUUCCAACACCAACGAACCGCAGGAUCUGUGCGUCAAGAAAAUGGAAAUCAUGGACGAGAGUCCAUCGGAGGAGCUGAUUAAUGUCAGCGACUGUUGCGAGGACGAGGGCGUCGAUGUCGAUCACACGGACGACGAGCACAUGAAGGACGAGGACGACGAGGAUGAAGUAACGGUUGAUGGCGACAUCGAUUCCGAUCCGAAUCAAACACAGGCGGCUGCCCUGGCCGCUGCUGCUGCGGUGGCUGCCGGAGCGGCUGCCGUUGCCGCUGCUGCUGCUUCGGUGGUGGUGCCCACGCCCACCUAUCCCAAGUACCCGUGGAACUUCCACAUGUCGCCGUACACCGCUGAGUUCUACCGGACGAUCAAUCAGCCCGGGGCCACUGGCCACCAGAUCUCGCCACUGCGCGGUGACCUUAUGGCGCCCAGUUCGCCGAGCGACUCCUUGGGCUCCCUGUCGCCGCCACCGCAUCACUAUCUCCACGGCCGGGCCAGCUCCGUGUCGCCGCCCAUGCGAUCGGAGAUAAUCCACCGACCCAUUGGCGUUCGACAGCAGCACCGCUUCCUGCCCUAUCCCGCCAUGCCCAACUACCCGGCUCUGGGCUAUCCCACACAUCACCACCACCACCAUGCUCCGAUUUCGCCGGCUUACUCCGAGAACUCCUACUACUCCAUGCGCUCGAUGACCCCCGAGUCGAGCUGCAGCUCCUCGCUGCCGGAGGAUCUGUCGCUGAAGCACAAGCCCCUAAAGAACAAUCAACUGGAUCUGGUGGCUCCGAAGAUCGAGGCCAGCGGUGAUAUGUCGCCAGCUCCAUCCGGCGCAUCCUCCUCGGGAUCCGCGAAAAAGGACAAAAGCCAGCCGCCUCGCUACCAGUGCCCGGACUGCCAAAAAAGCUACUCCACCUUCUCCGGGCUGACCAAACACCAGCAGUUCCAUUGCCCCGCCGCCGAGGGCAACCAGGUGAAGAAGUCCUUCAGCUGCAAGGACUGCGACAAGACGUACGUGUCGCUGGGCGCCCUCAAGAUGCACAUUCGCACCCACACUCUGCCCUGCAAGUGCAAUCUGUGCGGCAAGGCGUUCUCCCGGCCAUGGCUCCUCCAAGGACACAUCCGCACCCACACCGGCGAGAAGCCCUUCAGCUGCCAGCACUGCCAUCGCGCCUUCGCCGAUCGCUCCAAUCUGCGCGCCCAUCUGCAGACCCACUCGGACAUCAAGAAGUACUCCUGCAGCAGUUGCUCCAAGACCUUCUCCCGGAUGUCGCUCCUCACCAAGCACUCCGAGGGCGGCUGUCCUGGCGGCAGUUCCAGCAGCGGAGGAUCCGCCAGUGAGCUCUCCUACUCCGGUUAUGCUGAGCCUUAAAGAAACGGGAUCUUCGAUCAGAUCCCAGCCAUGUUCCACCAAAAAUUAGUUCCUAGCUCUCUUAGGCAGCUCAAGUUCCCAAAAAAACAAAAAAACGAACAAAAGAAUAAUCCCAGUGCAGACACACAAUUUCAUGAAUUUUAAUUUUUUUAUUUUCUAGUCAGCAUUUUCUCCGAAGAAACGAGAAAAUUAAAAAAUUACCUUAUAAUUUGCAGACCCACAAUUUUGAAAAUCCCUUCCCUUUAUUAAAGAGUGUGUCCCCAAUCCUAAAAACAGAACUUUGUAAAGUAUUCUUUGAAUUAUCCUGUACAUAAUGUAUUAUGUCUAACUGUAGACUUUAAGCUGAGAAUGAGUACGAAACUCCAGACAAUCUUAAGGAAACUGUAUAUUUAGUGAUAAGAAGCCCACAUCUCUAUUUUGUAUACUGUAUACUGUAGUAUUUUUAGCCUAGCUCGUAGAUCGUAAAAUAUUUUUGAUAUGACCGACCACCUACUUUUUGCGCAUACAUUGAAAAUGUUCUACUUUAAAAUAACGCCAGAAUAAGAGCGAACCACACAUAUUUUGAUACGGAAAUGUUUUGUAAUUUUAAGUAAUUUAUUACAUCAAGCGGAGAAUGAAGAAAAUACAUUUAUUUACAAACUACAAA